AGUCUAUUGCGACCUUCUUCACUGAAAAACUGGAAAAUCCGUUCCGGAAAGCUCGGAAAAGCGCUCGUUAAAAUUGAAUUCCGCUGUCAUUUUUCAAUUAAAAUUAAGAUGUGAUAAGUGAAAAACAGUAUUUUUUCGCUCUUAUCAUCACAAUGGAACUUCUUGAUUACGGAUUUGUUGAUUUUAAAGUGUUUGAGUGAACUUUCGAAAGUUUUAAAUUCGGGAAUGAAAAGUAUGCCAAGAAGAUUAACAGAUAUGGAUGCUUUUUGAAUGAAUGCUGUCUCAUCAUCACAAUGAACAACUCAGAUUACUAUCCCUGGGUGCUCCAAAACUCAAGCUACUACAACCUAGAUAAUUGGACGGGGAACUAUAGUUCGGAAUAUUCAGACGCCUGGAAAAAAUGGACUAAACUCAUGCAAGAUAGAGUUGUAGUAGUUAGUCUUCUGUUAAUUUUCUCUAUGUGUACUGUUUUUGGCAAUAUGUUGGUUAUUCUGGCCGUUAUAAGGGAGAGGUAUUUACAUACUCCCACGAAUUACUUUAUAACUUCUUUAGCUGUAGCAGAUUGCCUCGUAGGUUUGGUUGUAAUGCCGUUCAGUGCACUUUACGAGGUACUUGGUCAUACUUGGUUUUUCGGAUCGGAUUGGUGCGACAUCUGGCGAAGUCUGGAUGUUCUCUUUAGCACCGCGUCGAUUCUUAACCUAUGUGUAAUUUCCCUCGAUAGGUAUUGGGCUAUUAAUGAUCCAAUCACUUAUCCCAUGCGUAUGACGAAACUGAGAUCAAUGUUUUUAAUUGCUGCUGUGUGGGUCUGCAGCAGCGCUAUAUCAUUUCCGGCUAUCGGUUGGUGGAGAGCUGUAAGAAAUGCUCCUAUACCAGCAUUUAGUUGCCCUUUCACAGAAAAUUUAGGAUAUUUAAUAUUCUCAUCUACAAUUUCCUUCUAUUUACCAUUAUUUGUUAUGGUAUUCACUUACUUCAGGAUAUACAGAGCCGCGGUAUAUCAAACUAAGUCUUUGAGAUUGGGUACUAAGCACAUUUUAAUGGGCACAGGUACAGGAGAAUUAGGUUUGACAUUGAGAAUACACAGAGGUGGUACUUGUAAAGUUCCCGAAUCCAAAUUGUACUCGACGCAAGAGGACGAACCUUUGACAGCUCUUCAAAAUAAUGGACUUUCGCGAGUUCCGUCUUCCAGACUUAACCAUCACAGUAAAAAUUUUUCGUUGAGCAGAAAGUUUUCGAAAUUUUCGAAAGAGAAAAAGGCUGCAAAAACUUUGGGCAUAGUGAUGGGAGUGUUCGUUAUUUGCUGGUUACCAUUUUUUGUCGUGAACUUAUUGUCCGGUUUCUGUAAACAGUGCAUUAGUAAUGAACGAGUUGUGUUUGCUGUCGUUACGUGGUUGGGAUGGAUCAAUUCCAGUAUGAAUCCCGUAAUCUACGCUUGUUGGAGCAGAGACUUCAGAAGAGCAUUUUUGGAAAUCCUGUGCGUAUGCUGUCCUUUAUCGGUUCAAAUGAAGUAUCAGCCACAUCUCAGGAGCAAACCUAGCCAAGUAAGUCAAACAAUGUACAUGAAAGAGUUCGACCAGAAAGGCGCGGAUAAGAUAAAUGGAGAUGAAUUAGAAAGUUGUUCAAAUAUAAAUAUUACGGAUUUUUGUAUUGAAAUCACUUGAAAAAAGAAUUGCACAUCUUACGUUACUAAUUUCGAAAAUUUGUUAUUUCAGCGCUAUUGCUGAUUCUAACAAAAUAGUAAUAAUAAAUGGGAUAAAUAGGGAUAAUAUUAGAGAAAUUGAUUAUACUAUUUUCCAUUUCUUUUGACUUUUCAAUAGAGAAAAUAUUGGAAAAAUUAUUUGGCAAACUUUCAAGUUCAUUUUAAAAACUGACGAGUAUCGUAUAUCGAUUCUAAUUUAUAACGAAUGCUCUGAUCAGAACUUUUACUUUGUUCGAAACCAAUUGUCUAAUUGUUUCUGAAUUUUAUAGCGAAACUGUUAAUUUAUUUGCUAAGAAAGUGGUCCAUUUUCUCAAAAAGUUUUCAUUAAGAAUGUCUGUUAAAGCGAGGUUGUUAUUUACUAAUUAAUUAUUAAAUAUUCUGAAGACACUUAUAUUAUUAGGUUUAACAGAGAAGCUCUCAAAUAUAUAAUAUAUAAAGCUUCUUUUACGAAGGCGGUUUCACGGAGCAGUAACUUUUCAGAGAUUUCCGCCGUGUAUCUGAUAUCAUCUGUCAAAAUUUUAUAUAAAUCUGAAAAAUAUAUUAGUAUAGAUAUACAUAAAGAAAACUGUAAUAAUUAUUUUUUUCGUGGAAAA
Messenger RNA from Diorhabda carinulata, 2289 nucleotides. RefSeq names its product dopamine receptor 2-like. The transcript has 3 exons. Gene Ontology annotation, molecular function: adrenergic receptor activity. The record is from RefSeq and is a predicted model, not a curated record. Gene Ontology annotation, cellular component: membrane. Gene Ontology annotation, biological process: adenylate cyclase-activating adrenergic receptor signaling pathway. Bases 294 to 1658 code for a protein of 454 amino acids. NCBI's taxonomy places the organism in Eukaryota, Metazoa, Arthropoda, Insecta, Coleoptera, Chrysomelidae.